Messenger RNA from Chlorella variabilis, 3009 nucleotides. Its product is annotated as expressed protein. The transcript is spliced from 13 exons. NCBI's taxonomy places the organism in Eukaryota, Viridiplantae, Chlorophyta, Trebouxiophyceae, Chlorellales, Chlorellaceae. Gene Ontology annotation, biological process: negative regulation of G1/S transition of mitotic cell cycle; cell differentiation; regulation of transcription by RNA polymerase II. Gene Ontology annotation, cellular component: nucleus; transcription regulator complex; chromatin. The coding region runs from base 1 to 3009 and encodes 1002 amino acids. The record is from RefSeq and is a predicted model, not a curated record. Gene Ontology annotation, molecular function: RNA polymerase II transcription regulatory region sequence-specific DNA binding.
AUGGAAGCAGCCACAGCAGCCACCCACACCGGCGCCGGCGCCCCAGCCGGCGCCAGGGAUGCUGCCGCCGUCUCCGCGCCAGCCGCCGAGGCGCAGACGCAUGCGCCUCCCGCGGCAGCAGCCGCAGCGCAGGCCACCGCGGCCGAGGCAGCGGCAGCGGCAGCACCAGAGGCGCAGGCGGGGGCAGGAGCCACCGGUAUGGAGGUGGAUGCGGCGACGAUCCCGGAGGCUGCAUCGGCGGCGGCGGCAGCAGCCGGCGAGGAGGAGCCGGAGUCGCCUUGCGCCCGCCAGCACACCCAGGCCGUCAACUCCACGCCGCUGAGGCGCCCCCGUGCCCUGCACCUCACCGCUACCGAGCCCGCGGGAGGGGGCCCAGCGGCGACCGGCGUCGACAGCUCAGCGCACGAUGCAUCCUACCACACGCCCUCGCCCGCCAGCCAGCGCCAGCUGCCCCCGCCGCUGGCCCCGCAACCCACGCCCAUCACAGCUGCGAUGAGCUCAGCUGCAUGGCUGCAAGGGACGGUGGCCGGGCAGGGCGAGGGGCCUCCACCACAGCUGCGUGCGCUGAUGCAGGCAGCAGGGAUGGAUGCAGGUGCAGAGGCACGGCUGGUGGCGGCGGCAGAGGGCAUGGCCAAGGCUGCGUUCCCCGACUGCCCCGCCCCGCUGGACGGCCCGCUGCUGGCUCUGGAGCAGAGCACCACCGCCGCGCGGCGCUCACAGGGCCUGCGCCUGUACUGGCGCGUGCUGCAGUCGCUGGUGGCGGCAGAGGCGGGGCGCCCAGACGCGGGCCCCGCCGCCGCCGCCGCGCUGCUGGCCGCGCCGCUCCUCCAUCGCUGCGUGGCGGCCUGCGCCCUCGAGUGCGUCAUCUCCUCCUAUCGCAUGGUCAACCUGGCGUUCCCAGCGGUACUGGAGCGCCUCAGCCUGCCCGCCUUUGACCUGUGCAAGGCGGUGGAGCCGUUUGUGCACGCGCUGCCCACGCUGCCCCGGGACCUGAAGCGCCACAUGCUGGCUGUGGAGGAGCGGUGCCUGGAGAGCCUGGCCUGGGCCCAGGGAUCCAGCCUGUACCCCACCCUGAUUGCAGCGGUGGGCAGCCACGGCGGCGGCGCCAGCGGCAGCGGCGGCGGCUCGAGCGCCAGCGAGCGCGCGUCGCUGGAGGCGGCGCCAGCCGGCGGCAGCCACGAGCCCGCGUGCUCCCCAACCUCCUCACCCAGCGUGGGCGACAGCGUGGGCGGCGGCGAGCGCCGCGCGGGCAGCGUGACGCCGCGCAAGCGGGGGCUGGAGGAGAUGGCGGCGCCAGGUGGCGCCGACGGGGCGGACGCUGACAUGGCAGAUGCGGCGCCGCCACUCGUCCACCCCCCGGAGCAUCAGCAGGGCGCUGCCUCGGCGCCUGCGCCGGGCGGCGGCACCUUGGGCAGCGCCACGCAGCCGCACAGCCAGCGCUGGCCGCCGCAGCGCGAGCGGCGGCACCAGCACGAGCAGAGCGGGGUGGAUACGCCCGGCCGCCUGCCGCUGUCGCUAGGGUCUGAGCCGCGGGCGGCCGCCGCCGUGCGUGGCGCCAGCGGCGACCAGCAGCCGGCGUCUACCGACGCGGCGGGGCCGGCCUCGGCGCUGAUGCCUCGCGGCGACCGCAGCGCUCGCUCCGCGGUCAACAAGUUCCUGCGCCGCGUGCUGAAGCUGGCCGCCAUCCGCCUGGCCGACCUGCUGUCCCGCCUGGACACGCACCCGGCUGACCCACACGUGUUGCUGGCUGAGGUGCGGCGCAGGCAGGGGGCGGGGCUGGGGCUGGCUAAGGCGGGGCUGGGGCUGGCGCACAGCGGCGGCAUUGCCGCCUUCACGCUGGCCCAGCACGUGGCCUUUGAGCAGACCUGGUUGCUGUACGGCCGACACCUGGACCAAGCGCUGCUCUGCUGCCUCUACUCUGUCUGCAAGCUGCACCAGCUGGGCCAGGCCUCCUUCAAGGCCAUCAUCGCCGCCUACAAGCAGCAGGCGCAGGCGCAGGCAGACACCUUUAAGAGCGUGAGCAUGCGCCCGCGGGAGCACACCACCCUGCACCAGCUGCACCCCACCGCCACCGCAGACAUCAUCACCUUUUACAAUCAGGCAGGCGGGGCUGGGCAGGCAUGCAGGCAGGCAGGCGGGCAGGCGGGCAGGGCCAUGCGCCGCCUCUUACCACACACAAGUCGCCAGGCGGGCGCUGCUGCUGCCACCUAUGGGCCGCUGGCUGGCUUGGCUGGCGGCUCCACCCCUGUGCUUCUGGUCUUCAUCCCCCACACCCGCGCCUUCCUCCUGCGCCUCGCCGACAACCGCAGCCUGCUGGUGCAGCCCACGCCCAGCGCGCUGCCCUACCUGGUGCCGCAGACGGCGCGGGGGCAGCCGGGCGGCAUACCCUCCCCGCCCUCGCUGCUCGUGCGCGGCGGGCAGCCGCCGUCCAUGCAGAAACCCUGCCUGCCCGCCCUGGCCGCCGGGCACCCCGGCUCGCCGCCCCCGCGGGGCCUGGCGGGGACGCCCACCCGCGGCGGCGCCGGCGGCAUGCUGCUGCUGUCGCCGGGAGCCUGGCGCAUCAACCGCGGCGGCAUGACGCCGCUGGCCAGCCCCCGAGCGGGCACCGCAGACCAGAUAGCGACGCUGCGGGUGGCCGGCAGCCCCACCCUGUUUGCCGGCGCCCGCUCCCCUCCUUCCGCCCCCCUGAGCCCGGCCGCAAUACACCACAUGUUUGGCCUACCCGGCAGCGCCGCGGCAGCAUCCUCCUCCCCGCCGGCCUUUGCCUCGCCCGCAGCCGCGGCCGCAGCCGGCGUGGCACCGCAGUGGGUGCAGCAGCAGCCUGAUGCAGCGCUGCCGCCAGCCGCCGCUCCCUCACCGCUUGCGGCUGCGGCAGGGCUGGCAGCAGAUGCGCCCGGGGCGCUGCUGGCGCCUGUGCCUCAUGCCCAGCAGCAGCAGCUGGCGCCGCCGCUGGCGAGCCCCAGGCAUGCUCGCCGCAUCCUGGCGCUGCAGCCGUCGCCAGUGCAGUGA